AUGAACGCCCCAAUCUUCUUCAUCCUUGCCGCCAGCGUCAUGUUCGUGGCCGUUUACUCGGAUUGCUCCGAAAUCUACACGUCCUGGAUGCUGCGCGGUGGUUGUAACGAUACGUGUGGCGGAUACGGCGUGCAGAAGAUGAUUCGCAAUUGUGUGAGCAACUGCAGCUGCAGUGGCCCAUUCGUCCAAUGGUCACUCUGCAACGAUACUCCAUGCGUGUUCCCUCGUAUCCCAUGCGGUAACGGCCUGAUUCGUGUUGUCGUCAACGGCACCGUCGUCUGUGGAUAUACAGCUGGUGAUCAUGAAAUUAUAAUACGGCAGCACUUCCGGCUAUCCCUAAUUAGCUCCUCGAUCCCCAUUUUCUCGUCAUUCGCGAGAUGCGGCUUGGCUGAACGGAUGCCACCAAAAGCAGCCGGGCCAGCACCUCCGGUCGCAGUGUUGCCGCCCAAUGAGAACAUCGGGAGUAUCCAAGGUUUCGACUGCGGCUGUGAGCAAGCGGACACACCAACACCACCACGACCAGCCGUUGACGGGAAGAAACACCCCCACUUCGAGCGACUCGUCCACUUCUUUGCUGGAAACUUCGGGGGGGCCGCGGGCGUGCUCGCCGGCCAUCCUAUGGAUACGGUGAAGGUACGGCUACAGACCCAACAUGCACACGGAGCGGCGCCAAUCUACAGAGGGACUUUUCACUGCUUUUCGAUGAUCGUUCAAAAGGAAGGCUUCACUGGCUUGUACAAAGGACUCUCCGCUCCGUUGGCCUCACUCUGCCUCAUCAACGCGACAGCCUUCGGCGUACAAGCUGCGGUUACCAAGGAAUUCCGCGAUCACCAGAGUUUGAGUGCUCAAUUUUGGGGAGGAUGUGCAGCUGGAGCUGCCCAAUCGAUCAUCGCGUCGCCGUCGGAAAGGUUAAAGCUGAAAAUGCAACUGCAAAGUGAUAGCAAAAGUGCCGUCUACCGAAACCCGAUCCACGCGGCGCAAUUGAUGGUGAAGGAGAAGGGAUGGCUUUCGAUGAAUCGAGGCUUCUUGAUGACCAUCACUCGAGACUGUCCGGCCUGGGGCAUCUACUUUGCUUCAUACGAUCUUCUGGCGCGUCAACUGAGCAAGGACGGCACCAUGGAAUCUCUGACAGCGCCACAGCUGCUCCUUGCUGGAGGCCUUGCUGGCAUGUUCUCGUGGUUGCCCAACUACCCAGCCGACGUGAUCAAGACACGCUUCCAGGCGGACGAUACAUACAGGAGUUACUGGGAUUGCAUACGGAAGACUUACGCCGAGCGAGGGCUUCGCAGCUUCUACGCCGGCCUCGGAUCUACGAUGUUGAGAGCCUUCCCUUCCAACGCGGCCACCUUCUUCACCGUUGAGUGGACGUACCGAUUACUUCUCGACUUCAACAUCUUGGGCGUCGGCGCUCCGGCAGAAGCGAUGGUGGUCCGACACGUGCACGUCGCAGAUCUCUGGGCUCGACGAGAACAAAUUGUGCUGCCUGAAGCCGGCUCUACGUCACUUGAUCCCAUCCUUCAUUCGUGUCGCUUUCUC
Molecule: messenger RNA, 1536 nt
Organism: Mesorhabditis spiculigera
Lineage: Eukaryota; Metazoa; Nematoda; Chromadorea; Rhabditida; Rhabditidae
Source: the annotation of a GenBank genome assembly